AUGCUUCAUCAAGUCGGCACUGUGCUGCUUUUUGCUGCCAGUGUUGUUGCUCAAAAUGUGACACGCUACGACUAUAUCAUUGUUGGGUCGGGUCCAGGAGGAGCGCCUCUGGCAGCGAACCUUGCUCGAGCUGGUCAUACCGUUGUUCUGCUUGAAGCCGGUGACGACCAGGCUAAUAACCCUAACAUCUCGAUCAUGAACAACUUCAACCUUGCGGCAAAUGAUGAAAAAGCUCGCUGGGACAUCUUCGUAAAACACUCUGAUGAUCCCGAAAGAGAAUUGAAGUAUGAACAUAUGGUGUGGCGGCAACCUGAUGGGCAGUUCUAUACUGGGUUGAAUCCCCCAGCUGGCUCGACCCAGUUAGGUAUCUGGUAUCCUCGUACAGGAACUCUGGGAGGUUGUGCGAUGCACAAUGCUGGCGUUUGUGCCCUUCCUUCUGACGAUGACUGGAACAUUAUUGUCAACACCACCGGUGACACAACAUGGAGCGCUGAGAACAUGCGCAAGUACUUUGUCAAGAUGGAGCAGAAUCAGUACCUCCCUAGUGGAACACCAGGUCAUGGUUUUGAUGGUUGGGUAUCUACAACUAUUGGAGACGUCAGCUGGACAAAUGGGACAAGUGACAUCAAGACCAUGGACCAGGAAGUCGUGAAGGCCGCUGGACAGGACCCGGCAAACAUACACGAACUAGCUUCCAAGGACAUGAAUGCAUUUGACCCCAACCGAGAUCAGGAUACUGGUAUCUUCAGCCUAGCUUCACAUGCCAAUACUCAGGGUAUCCGUACUGGCACGAACUCGUAUCUCAAGGCUACACUCGCUGAUGCCGCCAAUUAUCCCUUGACUAUUCAAGUAGACAGCCUUGUGACAAAGGUCCUUUUCAAUGACGACAUCGCGAAUCCUGCGGCCAUCGGCGUGGAGCUUCUUAGGGGAAAAUCACAGUACAGUGCUGACCCUAGGUACGACGCUUCCACUCAGGGCACAGUCGAACGAAUAUACGCCAACAAAGAAGUCAUCGUCGCAGGUGGCGCCUUCAACACACCGCAAAUCCUCAAACUCUCAGGCAUCGGGCCUGCAGAUGAGCUAAAGAAGUUCAAUAUUCCUGUCGUCAAGGACCUGCCCGGCGUCGGCGAGAAUCUCGCCGAUAACUACGAAGGCUACGUGCUCGGUCUCGCCGGCAAACCCCUCCAGGGACCUGGCGCUGCUCCCAUCUCGGUCAUGCUUAAGACGCCCACGUCUAGCACAGGCCAUCGCAACAUCUACGGGUGGUGCUCGUCAUUCUCAUUCGAGGGCUACUGGCCGGGGUUCCCAAACAACUACGGUCCAGCUCAGUACGAGUGCGCCUUCGUGCACAUGAAUCCAAAGUCGCAGGCCGGCUACGUCCGCCUGAAGUCGGCAGACCCCCGGGACACGCCCGAUAUCAACCUGCGCUUCUUCGAGCACGGCGAGGAACAGGACCUGCAGGAGAUGGCCGACGCCGUCAAGGUCUUCCGGCAGGUCUUCCACGGCGCCCCCGCGCCGCUGAGCCCCUUCAACGAGCUGCACCCCUGCCCAGGCAAGAACCAGAACUGCACCGACGACCAGCUCAAGCAGACGCUCAAGCUGCAGGCCCAUAGCCACCAUCCCACCAGCUCGUGCAAGAUUGGGCCGGCUUCGGACAGCUUGGCGGUUCUGGAUAGCAAGUUCAGGGUACAUGGUGUCAAGAACCUGAGAGUCGUGGACGCGAGUGCAUUCCCCGUCGUGCCGGGAGCGUUCCCUGUCUGUCCUACCAUGAUGCUCGCGGAGAAGGCUAGUGAAGAUAUCUUGACUGGUGCUUAG
Truncatella angustata is the source of this 1815-nucleotide messenger RNA. RefSeq lists its product as uncharacterized. Gene Ontology annotation, molecular function: oxidoreductase activity, acting on CH-OH group of donors; flavin adenine dinucleotide binding. The transcript has 2 exons. NCBI's taxonomy places the organism in Eukaryota, Fungi, Ascomycota, Sordariomycetes, Amphisphaeriales, Sporocadaceae. The record is from RefSeq and is a predicted model, not a curated record. The coding region runs from base 1 to 1815 and encodes 604 amino acids.